This is a messenger RNA of Penicillium vulpinum, 594 nucleotides long. RefSeq names its product guanylate kinase. The transcript has 5 exons. Bases 1 to 594 code for a protein of 197 amino acids. NCBI's taxonomy places the organism in Eukaryota, Fungi, Ascomycota, Eurotiomycetes, Eurotiales, Aspergillaceae. The record is from RefSeq and is a predicted model, not a curated record. Gene Ontology annotation, molecular function: GMP kinase activity. Gene Ontology annotation, cellular component: cytosol. Gene Ontology annotation, biological process: purine nucleotide metabolic process.
AUGGCCACCACUUCAUACCGCCCUAUUGUGAUCUCCGGCCCAUCGGGAACUGGAAAGUCGACUCUGCUCAAGCGAUUGUUUGCGGAGUAUCCUGAUACGUUCGGAUUUUCUAUCUCCGAAACCACACGAUCCCCUCGAGCUGGCGAGCAACAUGGUCGCGAGUAUAACUUUGUAACAAAAGAUGCAUUCCUCGAUCUAGUGGCUAACAACGGAUUCAUUGAACAUGCUCAAUUCGGUGGCAACUUUUAUGGAACGUCAAUUCAGGCUGUCAAGAACAUCGCCGAGAAGAAGCGCAUCUGCAUACUGGACAUUGAGAUGGAGGGAGUCAAACAGGUGAAGCAGACAGAUCUCAAUGCGCGUUUCUUGUUCCUUGCGCCACCUUCUCUCGAGGUGUUGGAGCAGCGCCUCCGUGGCCGUGGCACUGAAACCGAAGAAUCUCUACAAAAAAGACUCAGCCAAGCUCAGAACGAGCUUGAGUACGCAAAGCUGCCUGCGGCUCAUGAUAAGAUCGUUGUUAAUGAUGAUCUGGAGAAGGCAUAUGUUGAGCUGCGGGAUUGGGUUGUUGAUGGUGGUAAGUUCGGUGCUGCGCAAUAG